This is a messenger RNA of Diceros bicornis minor, 1684 nucleotides long. RefSeq names its product kallikrein related peptidase 15 (gene KLK15). The record is from RefSeq and is a predicted model, not a curated record. Bases 323 to 1186 code for a protein of 287 amino acids. Gene Ontology annotation, molecular function: serine-type endopeptidase activity. Gene Ontology annotation, biological process: proteolysis. The transcript has 6 exons. NCBI's taxonomy places the organism in Eukaryota, Metazoa, Chordata, Mammalia, Perissodactyla, Rhinocerotidae.
UCGGAAGCCACCCCUGUGGCUCACUUCCUUCCCCUCGCCACCACCCACGCCCAACAGAGGGAGGUGGCUCCAGGGCUGGGGGCAAAGGGCCAACCAGGUGUCCCUAGAGUCAGGACACUGGAUUCCUCUUGCCCUUUGUGUAGCCUUUCCCUGUGAUGCCCUUCUCUUGCCCUCAGUUUCCUCCAUAUUAGGGAGAAAGCCAUAAUAACCACCUGAGGAUAAAUGAGGAUAAAUGUCCAGAGGAUAAAUGAGAUCAUGUAAGCAGCGACUGCUCAGCUGAAGCUGUGGCCUACUGUGAAUUUGAGUACAAAUUUGAGGCGAGAUGAAGGAACAAAGGAGUUCUAGAAUAGCUCUCAGCCCGGGAAUCCAGAAUGCCUUAAGACUUCAGCAGAGCCCUGGUCCCUCCUCCACAAUGUGGCUUCUCCUCACCUUCUCCUUGCUGCUGAUGUCUGCAGCCUCGCAGGACGGCAGGGACAAGAUACCGAGAGGUGAGGCGUGUGCACCCCACUCCCAGCCGUGGCAAGUGGCCCUCUUCGAGCGUGGACGUUUUAACUGUGGUGCUUCCCUCAUCUCCCCACGCUGGGUGCUGUCUGCAGCCCACUGCCAAACCCGCUCCAUGCGAGUGCGGCUGGGCGAGCACAAUCUGCGCAAGCGCGAGGGCCCAGAGCAACUGCGGGCUGUUUCCCGCGUCAUCCCACAUCCGGGCUACGCAGCGCGCGGCCAUCUCCAUGACGUAAUGUUGCUGCGACUAAGCCGGCCCGCGCUCCUCUCCCCGGAAGUGCGCCCCGUGGCGCUGCCCACGCGCUGCCCCCGACCUGGAGAGGUCUGCGUGGUGUCCGGCUGGGGCCUGGUGUCUGGCAGCGAGUCUAGGACCACGGGGAGCCGAGAGUCACAAGUGAGUCUCCCAGAUAAGUUGCAUUGUGCCAACAUCAGCAUUAUCUCGGCCGCGUCUUGUAGCAAGGACUACCCGGGGUGCCUGAUGGACACCAUGGUGUGUGCAGGCGUGGAGGGCGGAGGCACGAACUCCUGUGAGGGUGACUCCGGGGGACCCCUGGUCUGUGGGGGCGUCCUACAGGGCAUUGUGUCCUGGGGUGACGUCCCCUGUGACACCACCACCAAGCCUGGUGUCUAUACUAAAGUCUGCCGCUACUUGGAGUGGAUCAGGGAAACGGUGAAGAGGAACUGACUGUUUUGGCCUACCACCUGUGUCUCCGACUGAGCAGAAGCUCCCAUGGCUGGCCAGCAGUCCCGACCUGACCUGGGAUAGAAUUGAGCCAUCCCCCAAGACCCCAUUUGUCCAAGGCCCAGAUGUUAGCCAAGGACUUGUCCCUCUGAGGCCAGAGCUGGUGCUCUAGGUCACCUGUUUAACACCAAGAUAACAGAGCGCUGAUGCAAGUUUCUCUGUAGAACUUUCUGUGACUUUCUUCUGGGGAUGGAGUGAAAUGGAAGCCAGACACUGUCCACGGUUCCUUGUCACCCACUGCACGAAUCCGUAGGUGAGGAGAGGUGGCUUGAAAGAGGGCUCUGUUCAUUCAACACAUAGGAUCAGCUGUGUGAUCUUAAGAAAAAGAUCCAAGCUCACUCAGCCUCAGUUUUCCCAUCUGUAAAACUGGCACUGGGAAAAUAUUCUAUAUCUCUGGACCCCGGUGAAAGGACCCAGCACACAAUAAAUGAUCAAGAAUGA